Messenger RNA from Rotaria sp. Silwood2, 381 nucleotides. Lineage: Eukaryota; Metazoa; Rotifera; Eurotatoria; Philodinida; Philodinidae. The record is from the annotation of a GenBank genome assembly.
AUGGAGAGUCCAUUAUUAAUUGAAGGUAUUAUUGAUGAAAUAAUAAUUGAAACAUUAAUUAAUCAUUCACAAGAUAAAGAAUCAGUUAGAAAUUUUAAAAGAUCAAAUGAAUAUAUAAAUGGACUUGAACAUAGAAAAGUUUAUUUAAAUGAAAAUUUAAUGAUAAAAGAAAGUCAUUGUGUUCGUUUAACAUCUCGAAAUUCUUAUGUUUAUAAUGGUUUUCGAACAAUUGAAUUUACAGAUGAAUUUAGUCCAGAAUCAGUUAUUGCUUUACAAAUUUCAUUGCUUCCACAAAUUCAUCAAUCAGUUAUUGAUUUAAGAGAAUUUUUAUGUCAAUAUUCAAAUUCACCAAGCCAAUUUAAUCAAAUAAUUAAAAAAUAA